Molecule: messenger RNA, 288 nt
Organism: Meloidogyne enterolobii
Lineage: Eukaryota; Metazoa; Nematoda; Chromadorea; Rhabditida; Meloidogynidae
Source: the annotation of a GenBank genome assembly
AUGAUAUCUGAAAAUCCUGCUACAUUAUUACCUGCUGCUGCACUUAUUUUUGGUAGUGCUUCGAUAACAACCACAACACAACAACCAGAAUUUUCUGCUGAGCAAGGAGGGGGGACAUUUUGUUUAAAGGAAGAAAAUGAAUAUGAAGAAGAUAAAGUUGAGGAAGAAGAACAAAAUAAUUUUGAGGGACAAGAACAAUCAACACAGGACGCUGCUGAAGCAGCUGCUAAUCUUAUUAGUUUUUUAAUGGAAUCAACAAAUAAUUCGAAUAAUUUGGCUGGUGAAUAA